Zingiber officinale is the source of this 507-nucleotide messenger RNA. RefSeq names its product golgin subfamily A member 6-like protein 10. The transcript has a single exon. NCBI's taxonomy places the organism in Eukaryota, Viridiplantae, Streptophyta, Magnoliopsida, Zingiberales, Zingiberaceae. The record is from RefSeq and is a predicted model, not a curated record. Bases 1 to 507 code for a protein of 168 amino acids.
AUGGCAGUGUUCACCUCGCCGUCAGCAGACGCCCCGUCCCAUUUGGAAGACAUCGCAGCUUUCAUUACAGAAGAAAUGAAAAAAAAGAUAGAGCUUCUGACGAAAAAAAUUGAAGAGGAGAAUAAGAAAAAACUUGAAGAUCAAAAGAAAAAAUUUGAAGAGGAGACGAAAAAACUUAAAGAGAAGACGAAAAAACUUGAUGAGGGGACGAAAAAACUUAAAGAGGCGACGAAAAGACUUAGAGAGGAGACGAAAAAACUUAGAGAGGAGACGAAAAAACUUGAUGAGGAGACGAAAAGACUUAAAGAGGCGACGCAAAGACUUGACGAGAAGACGAAAAAACUUAAAGAGGCGACGAAAAAACUUAAAGAGGAGAAUAAGAAAAAGCUUCUAAUAAAGCUGAAGAAAAAGCAGCUAGCAAUGACUACAAGAUUCGCAAAGGUUAUGGUUGGACUCGGCGUUGUGGUUGGACUCGCGUUAUCUUCUAUGAUGCGAAGCUUCCAAUGA